Messenger RNA from Mangifera indica (mango), 731 nucleotides. Its product is annotated as cytochrome b-c1 complex subunit Rieske-1, mitochondrial. The transcript has a single exon. Gene Ontology annotation, molecular function: quinol-cytochrome-c reductase activity; 2 iron, 2 sulfur cluster binding. Lineage: Eukaryota; Viridiplantae; Streptophyta; Magnoliopsida; Sapindales; Anacardiaceae. The record is from RefSeq and is a predicted model, not a curated record. Gene Ontology annotation, cellular component: membrane. The coding region runs from base 92 to 499 and encodes 135 amino acids. Gene Ontology annotation, biological process: mitochondrial electron transport, ubiquinol to cytochrome c.
CAAGCGCGCUUUUGCAUAUUUUGUCUAAACAGGUGGUAGGUUUGUAUAUGCCUCCUUACUUCGUCUCUUGAUCCUCAAGUUGGUUCUAAGCAUGUCUGCAAGCAAAGAUGUUCUUGCCCUUGCAUCUCUUGAAGUUGACCUCUCCAGCAUUGAGCCUGGGACAACAGUUACUGUCAAGUGGCGUGGGAAGCCGUUGUUCAUUAGGCGUCGGACUAAAGAGGACAUUAGCUUGGCUAACAGUGUUGAUGUUGCCUCCCUUCGUGACCCACAAGAAGAUUCUGCCAGGGUUAAGAAUCCAAAAUGGCUUGUCGUUAUCGGGGUUUGCACCCACUUGGGUUGCAUUCCUUUACCAAAUGCUGGGGAUUUUAAUGGAUGGUUUUGCCCCUGCCAUGGUUCACACUAUGACAUCUCUGGCAGGAUUCGCAAGGGACCAGCACCAUAUAAUCUAGAGGUGCCCACAUAUAGUUUCUUGGAUGAAAACAAGUUGCUUAUUGGGUGAGUGUUAGUAUGGGAGAUUUUUAUUUUUUGGAGCAGUAGUAGUUACUGCAAGAUAUCAUAAUAGAUAUUUUUCCCCACAUGAGGGAUGUUUGAUUUUGCAUAUUUAUUUUGUUUUCCUUUCGGUUAUUUUAUUGUGCUUUACACAUUUAGAUAUCUGUCUGUGGCGAAGUUCAGACAGGAAACUGAGAUUUUGAGUAAUAAAACGGGAAAUUGCUCGGGCAUUUUCAGUUUAA